AUGGGUGUCAAAAUCGGUGUCUUCCCCGCCUCUGGGGCCCUUGGAUCAAGCAUUGUGAACCACUUAGCGAAACUAGUUCCAGAAUCAGACCUGAUUCUGAGUGCCCGACGCCCCGAGAAACUGCACGACCUCAAGCAAGCCGGCGCUACGGUACGCAGGGCCGAUUAUGAUGAUCCAUCGACAUUAGACACAGCGUUCGAAGGCGUAGAUGUCUUAAUGCUGGUUUCAUAUGCAUCAUUCGAGAUAGAUCACAGAGUCAAGGCACACCGUCUCGCGAUAGAUGCAGCCAUCAAGCGCGGCGUCAAGUACAUAUUCUACUCCUCUCUUGGAUUCGGUGGUGACCUGUCCGACCAGACCAUCGCUCAUGUGAUGGGCGCCCACAUCGAGACUGAGAAAUACCUCUCUUCCCUGCAGGACAAGCUGUCCUACACCAUUGUUCGCGAGGGAAUCUACACUGAAUCCUUCCCAAUCUAUACUGCAUUCUUCGACCCGAAGAACCCAGUGGACGAGGUGGCGAUCCCUCACUCGGGCUCAGGCCCAGGCGUGGCAUGGGUCAAGCGCGAUGAGCUGGGCGAGGCAACUGCUAAAUUGAUUUCCUCGUAUGUCAAUGACCCGACCAGCUUCGAGUAUUUGAACAAGGCUGUUCUGUUCUCUGGGUCUCGGGAGAUCUCUCUUGCCGAGUCGGUUGAGAUUAUCGGUCGGGCGAUUGGGAAACCGCUCAAGAUUCGUGAGAUCUCUGUCGAUGAAUAUGUGAAGCUUCCUCAGAUUGGAGAUAACCAUACAUACAAGGGGGUAAAUCUGUCGAGAGAGUGGGCUACAGCCUGGGAGGCUAUCAGGCGGGGUGAAGCUGCAGUUGUGUCUCCGGCUCUCCAUGAUAUCCUAGGGCGUGAACCAGAGAGCUUUGAAACUACUAUUAAGGCAUUAGUUAGAUGA
Messenger RNA from Penicillium expansum, 933 nucleotides. RefSeq lists its product as uncharacterized. NCBI's taxonomy places the organism in Eukaryota, Fungi, Ascomycota, Eurotiomycetes, Eurotiales, Aspergillaceae. The record is from RefSeq and is a predicted model, not a curated record. The transcript has 2 exons. Bases 1 to 933 code for a protein of 310 amino acids.